Messenger RNA from Coregonus clupeaformis (lake whitefish), 2653 nucleotides. Its product is annotated as chromatin assembly factor 1 subunit B-like. Gene Ontology annotation, biological process: nucleosome assembly; DNA replication-dependent chromatin assembly. The record is from RefSeq and is a predicted model, not a curated record. Gene Ontology annotation, molecular function: protein binding. NCBI's taxonomy places the organism in Eukaryota, Metazoa, Chordata, Actinopteri, Salmoniformes, Salmonidae. Bases 393 to 2261 code for a protein of 622 amino acids. Gene Ontology annotation, cellular component: nucleus; CAF-1 complex. The transcript has 14 exons.
AAUUUACCCUAAUUCUCAAACUAAAUUACAUCAUGCACUUACAAUGCCUUGAAUGUCUGCAUAUAUGUUGUUAUUCUACUAUAAUGCCAGUUGAAAUCUCUUUUGAAUGUCAAUUUGCAGACUCCUUGAAAUUACCCAGACUCGAGAGGUUGUGUGCUGUCUGCCACCAUUUGGAUUACUCUGGUAUUACAGCACCGGAAUCAUCUUUGAUGUUGCAGGUUCUCCUACCCGCCCCCUUCCCCACUCAGCCUAUCACUGUUGACCUCUACCGGAAGUUAUGGACGAACUCUACGCGGGAAACCAAUGUUCGUUUUGUCUGUGCUGUCUGCUUGUGAACUGGACUCAGCGCGGGACGCAUUAGAAAAGUGAAACAGCGGAAAAACAGUAGCAAGAUGAAGGUGAUAACAUGUGAGAUUGCGUGGCACAACAAAGAGCCUGUCUACAGUCUGGACUUUCAGCACAACUCAGAGGGCCGCAUACACAGGCUGGCCACUGCAGGAGUGGACACCACUGUCAGGCUGUGGCGUGUGGAGAUGGGGCCUGAUGGGAAGGCAGUGGUGGACUUCCUGUCCAACCUGGCGCGGCACACCAAGGCCGUCAACGUGGUGCGCUUCUGCCCCAACAGCGAGCUGCUCGCCUCUGGAGGAGAUGAUGCAGCCAUCCUGCUGUGGAAGCUGAAUGACAGUAAGGAGCCUGAGCAGGCCCCGUCGUUCCAGGAGGAGGAGGAUAGUCAGCUCAACAAGGAGAGCUGGAGCGUGGUCAAGACCCUGAGGGGACACAUAGAGGAUGUGUAUGAUAUCAGCUGGACCCGGGAUGGGAACUUCAUGGUCUCUGGUUCUGUGGACAAUACUGCCAUUAUGUGGGAUGUCACAAAGGGUCAGAAGCUGUGCAUCUUUAAUGACCAUAAGAGCUAUGUGCAGGGAGUGACCUGGGACCCGCUUGGCCAGUAUGUGGCCACACUCAGCUGUGACAGGGUUAUGCGUGUGUACAGUACUCAGAGCAGGAGGAAGGCCUACAGUGUCAGUAAGAUGAGCUCUGGGUCAGCUGUGGAGGGAGAGGUGAAACAGUACCGAAUGUUCCAUGACGACAGCAUGAAGUCUUUCUUCAGGCGACUCACCUUCACACCGGACGGAUCCUUUCUGCUCGCCCCAGCGGGGUGUGUGGAGGCAGGGGAGAACGUCACCAACACCACCUACGUCUUCUCCAGGAAGAGCCUCAAGAGGCCCAUAGCUCACCUGCCCUGCCCUGCUAAAGCCACCCUGGCUGUACGCUGUUGCCCUGUCUACUUCGAGCUGAGGACCAAGAAGGGAGAGGAUGGCAGUGCCCAGCCCCUACCUAACACGUUUGGCUUGCCCUACAGACUGGUGUUUGCUGUGGCAUCAGAGGACUCCAUUUUCCUCUAUGACACUCAGCAGACCCUACCCUUCGGCUACGUGUCCAACAUCCACUACCACACGCUCAGCGACCUCACCUGGUCUCGGGACGGUUCCUUCCUGGCGGUGUCGUCUACAGACGGCUACUGCUCCUUCCUGUCCUUCUCCACUGGCGAGCUGGGCACCCCCCUGAAGGAGCCCCCCGUCCUGGAGGUCGUCACCCCCGGCAACGGUCCCGAGAAGAAGGGCAAGAAGGCUGCAGCGGCUCGCACGGUGUCCCCUGUCCCUAAAACCACAGAGAGCACCGCCACUGUCCACCCCAUCCCUAAAGAGACCCCCAGCACCCCCCUCUCCUCCCUCACUUCCCAUGCCACCCCCCUGGUCCCUGGGGGUGGGGAGAAAAAUAACCCUGGAAAGGCCAAGCCCCAGCCCCGUAGGAUCACCCUCAACACCCUGGAGGGAUGGGGCAAGCCCAGCAACCCCAAAGCCCCUGCUGCUAAUGCCCCCAAGACCCCCACCACAGCCAGCAUCAGCGCCCCCUCCACCCCCCAGCAGCCUCGCCUCACUCCCUCUACCCCCAACACCCCCCUCACCCCCUCUACAGCUCAGCCCUGCCUCACCCCAAAGGCCCAAAGAAGCAGCGGUAACACCCUGGGCCCCAGCACCCCUAAAGGACCCGUCCCCAGACGGAUAUCUCUUACUCCCGUCGUCUCCAGAUCUCCAGCUGCCUUCACCACACCCUCCUCCACGGAGAAAGCCAAACAUGAACGACCCUCUCCCCCCACCGAACCUGUGUGCCAGCCCCCAGAGUCCAAACGGCCCAAGACCAGCACCCUGUCAGCCAAGACCGGGGUGGCUCCAGCCUUAGGGGCCACACCCAACCCCUAAGGACCCCUCACUGCCAAGUGGUGUCAACAUGCAACUCACGUAUUAUCAUCCUUCACAAACUUUCGUCGGUCUAGCCUAUAGAACUGCAUAGAGACUGGUGUCUUGACCUAACUUACACUCACAUGCUCACAAGAGUUCACAGAGCAAAGACUGGUGUUUCCUCCUAAUACAAUUUUCUGUAUGUUUUUGUAGCUUGACGCCCUGAAUUCUUCUGUAGCUCAUUUUGGUGGAUAACCAGGUUGUUGUUUAAGGGAUAAUGCCAGAGAAGCCGGUGUUUGGAGAAGAUAUUGCCACGGGUGUUGUAAGUCCCGAGACGAAGUCGAGGGCCGGCAAACCGUGCCAAUAUAUAUCCCCCAAACACCGGCUUCGAGGGCAUUAUCACUUUUAUACAA